This is a messenger RNA of Sceloporus undulatus (fence lizard), 3596 nucleotides long. RefSeq names its product transmembrane protein 43 (gene TMEM43). NCBI's taxonomy places the organism in Eukaryota, Metazoa, Chordata, Lepidosauria, Squamata, Phrynosomatidae. The coding region runs from base 414 to 1595 and encodes 393 amino acids. The record is from RefSeq and is a predicted model, not a curated record. The transcript is spliced from 12 exons. Gene Ontology annotation, biological process: nuclear membrane organization. Gene Ontology annotation, cellular component: nuclear inner membrane.
UCGCCUCAGGGGUGUCCAGUCAUAGUAGGCCCGAAUUCAAAGAUAUAGCCGUGUGUGGAAUCAGUAUCUCGUAACACCCUUGAGACUAAAUGAAGAAGUUCAUCGCAUAGACUCAAAGCCUCAGAUGCAUGUGGUGGCCCUAAACCAGCAUGGACUACGUUUCCCAGCAUGCUCUGAGGCAGCCAUCAGACGUGAGUGGUGGCCCUAGGUCUGUAGGGACUACAUUUCCCAGCAUGCUCCGAGGCAGUCCUCGGACUUCCCUACAGCGACGCUCUUUAAAGGGAGGUGCCUAAAAGGGGGCGGGGCGUAGGGCCACGCCCACGUCGGGACUUGGAAUUUUUCUGAUAGUCUGGUGCGCGCGCAGAGGGUCUGGCUGUCGCUGUUUCUUUUGCAGACCUUGCGGAAGCUUUGCCAUGGGUAGCAAGAAGGAGCACAUUAAAAUCACAAGCGAGCCCAAGCCUGGCUUUCUGGAGCGCCUCAGUGAGACGUCUGGGGGAAUGCUCAUUGGCCUUGCUACGUUUGCACUGUCUUUCUACAUCCUUUUUACCAAUGAGGGACGAGCUUUGAAGACAGCUUCUUCUCUAGAAGAAGGGCUUUCUCUAGUGGUCCCUCUUGACAACAUCCAGAAUGUAUUGGAAGAGAAUGAAAGGAAACUGGUGCACCUAUCUGGCCCCCUUCGGACCUCAAAGCCUUUGUAUGAUCCCAGCUAUGGACUUUCUAUCCGGGCUGUCAAACUCAAGCGCCAAGUGGAGAUGUAUCAGUGGGUAGAGUAUGAAGAUUCAAGGGAAUAUGAAGAAGAUGGUGAAAUGAAGAAAGAAACCAGAUAUUCAUAUAAUACAGAAUGGAAAUCAGAAGUUGUGAACAGCAGAAAUUUUGACCGAGAAAUUGGUCAUAAAAAUCCCAGUAACAUGGCUGUUGAGUCUUUCACUGCGGUUGCUUCUGAUGUCCAACUGGGGACAUUCUUUCUCUCCAAAGGUCUCAUUGAAAAAAUUGAUAACUUCAAACAAAUGAGCUUGUCCAAAUUGGAAGAUCCUCAUGCUGAUGUGAUCCGCUCAGGGGACUACUUCUUUCACAGUGACAAUCCACGACGCCCAGAAGUGGGAGACCUUCGGGUUUCAUUCUUCUAUGCAGGUUUGAGUGGAGGCUCAUCCCACCUUGGUCCAGCAGAUGUGGUGACAGUAGUAGCUCGUCAGCAAGGGGACCAGUUGGUUUCAUACCGGACUAAAUCGGGGGAUAUCUUGCACAUUCUCUAUCCUGAUGAACUCUCUCCUGAGGAAGUGUUCCAGAAAGAACAUGAGAGUAACAACAUGAAGACCUGGGGUCUACGUGCAGCUGGAUGGAUGGCUAUGUUUGUUGGCAUCAGCCUUAUGACCAGGAUUUUUUACACUCUGGUGGAUUGGUUCCCAGUGAUCCGAGAGCUGGUUAACAUUGGCCUGAAGGCAUUUGCCUUUUGUUUAGCCACAUCUCUCUCCCUGCUGACCAUUUCCGUGGGCUGGCUCUUCUACCGGCCCCUCUGGGCAGUACUGAUCGGACUGCUGGCUGCUGUUCCCAUUGUGAUUGCACGGUCCCGGAUUCCACCAAAGAAGCAGCAGUGACAAUGUGGAAAACGUGCCUGAAUUUCUUCAGAAGUGUGACACGAAUAGAAUGUCAAUCAUAUUUGAAGCAAUUAAAACUACAUGUGUGCAAACACAAUCUUUGACAUUGCCAAACAGAUGCUAAACACCAAAGAGUUCCAUCAUGGACCUGUAUGUAAAAUAUUUGUUCACUUUUUAAAAAUUAUGUAAUCAUUUGGAAGAAUACAACUGUCCCAGCCUAUCUUUUCGACAUCCCGAGUGAUAAUGAUAAAGUGAAAGUUAUAGAAUGUGUGCUUAGAAUUAAGCAUAUAUUAAAUGAAUCUUCCUUUGUAACUUGCUUAAAGAAUUGCUGCAGAGAAAGUCAAGUGGUGCAGGGCCUUGAUGUGGACCAAGGGAGAAUUUGAAACUGGCAUAUAAAUUGUUGUUACUUUAAUCUGCCUUUUCUCUGCAUAUCUCUUCUAUCAGUGUUUUUAUAUUUUACACACAUGCAGUGGUUUGGGUUUUUUGUCCCAUCCACAUUUUGUUUGUUCUUGGUGUUCUCUUUUGUUGUGAAUGUAAGUUCUCUGAACUUACUUCAGCAUUGGCCGAGUCAAGGUACAGUAUUUAUAAAUCCAUUUUCUUUUGCUGUUAGCGCUGGGUUUGAAACUUGUAUUUCAGUCUGAAUGGAGCAUGGAGGUGGAUCCUGGUUCCAAGCCCUCUGCCCACACACCUUUUUAGAAAUAAUACUGUAUUUGUGAUAAAAUGAUUUUUCAUAUGGGAAAUUAUUUCCCAGAAUACCUUUAAUGCUUAAUCCUCUUGUUUCAGUUAUGAAAGUGGGUCUAUGGUUGGAAUUCUGUUGGGACAUUAAUCUGGCAUAACUUCAAAGAGCACUAGUGCUUCUACUUUUAUAUACUUAUGUAAGGAAGUAUACAGUAACUCAUACAAGCACUGUCCUAUUCAACUGCACACAACAGCCUGCUGUAAGGCACUGGAGACCACAAUGACCAUCUGUAAUAGCUUCUAUAAGUAGGCCAUUGGGUUUGAACGGGACUUUUACCUGAAAAGCUAAUUGAGGACUAGAAGUGUGUGGCCCCUCCAGAUGUUGUCAGAGUGUAACUUCCAGCAGAAGUUAGAGACGCAAGAAUCAUGAAGGAUGAAAUCUAACAAUAUCUAGUAGACCAUACAGUUUGUGAUAGUCAUUCCCCUGUUUCAUAACAGAGAUGGCCUCUUCUACCAGCAGGCAGAAGAAGGCCAUUUGUCAUGAAACAGGGGAAUGACUUUUACAGAAAGCUACUUGGUCAAGUCCAACUCUCUUGUCCUCAGAGGGUGGCAAUGGCAGACAUCUUCUGAAGAAACUUGCCAAGGAAACCCUGUGAUAGGGUCGCUAUAAGUUGGAAACUACUUGAAGGCACAUAAGAGCAACAACAACAAACAGUUCACAAGCCAUAACUGCUAGCAAUAAUAAUUUAUCUAAUGCUGAUGGAGACAUUUAUGUUAAUGUACUACUUCUAAAUGACCACCUUUACAGUAAAGUCUCAUAUAGCCCACUGCAGUUGAGAAAAAGUAGCUACAGUGUGUUAAACCCCAAAUCUCUACCAAGCUCUAUUCUGCCCAUGUUAUUAGGAGAUCAUCAAUCAUAUUGUUCAUGAAUUCCCAAGAGUAAUUACUGGAUGAGAAUCCAGUUUUUGCAAAAUAGAUGAAAGUUCUUCUAACAUGGAGCUAAUCUUGUUCUGUUCUUGGAGGUCAAAGGGCUAUUUGGUCUGGUGGCCACUUCUUGAAUAGGGAGAUCCCAGUAUUUCACCAAAGUCUAGAUAAAAAUUGAGUGGUACUGUCUUGCUGAUUUAAGAUGCUGUGGUGCUACUGUUCAACAUUUUAUUACAUCUGCUGUAUGAUAUCUAUGGGUACAGAUAUAAGUUUUAUGCCUGGUUUUACAUUAAGUGAUAACCAUUGUUUGUAUACUUUACUUUAGCAACCUUUGACAUUGUUUUUUAUGGGUGGAAGUGCCAGACUUUUAUAUUCUGUGAAUAAACCUUCAUAAGUGAG